This is a messenger RNA of Pipistrellus nathusii (Nathusius's pipistrelle), 1062 nucleotides long. NCBI's taxonomy places the organism in Eukaryota, Metazoa, Chordata, Mammalia, Chiroptera, Vespertilionidae. The record is from the annotation of a GenBank genome assembly.
AUGGAGUUGGUGGCCGGGAACCUCAGCGAGGGGAACGCUAGCGGCCCCCAGCCCCCCACCCCGGACCCGCCGCCGCAGCUCUUCGGCUUUGGCAUGGAGAACUUCAUUACUCUGGUGGUGUUUGGCCUGAUCUUCACGCUGGGCGUGCUGGGCAACAGCCUGGUGAUCAUCGUGAUGGCGCGCAGCAAGCCGGGCAAGCCGCGCAGCACCACCAACCUGUUCAUCCUCAACCUGAGCGUCGCCGACCUGGCCUACCUGCUCUUCUGCAUCCCCUUCCAGGCCACGGUGUACGUGCUGCCCUCCUGGGUGCUGGGCGCCUUCAUCUGCAAGUUCACCCACUACUUCUUCACGGUGUCCAUGCUGGUCAGCAUCUUCACGCUGGUGGCGAUGUCCGUGGACCGGUACGUGGCCAUUGUGCACUCCAGGCGCUCCUCCUCCCUGCGGGUGUCCCGCAACGCGCUGCUGGGCAUGGGCUGCAUCUGGGCGCUGUCCAUUGCCAUGGCCUCCCCGGUGGCCUACCACCAGCGCCUCUUCCACCGGGAGUCUGGCAACAACGGCAACCUGACCUUCUGCUGGGAACAAUGGCCCGACCAGCGCCACAAGAAGGCUUACGUGGUGUGCACCUUUGUCUUUGGCUACCUGUUGCCCCUGCUGCUCAUCUGCUUCUGCUAUGCCAAGGUUCUUAAUCAUUUGCAUAAAAACUUGAAGAACAUGUCGAAGAAGUCAGAGGCAUCAAAGAAAAAGACGGCACAGACGGUCCUGGUCGUGGUCGUGGUCUUCGGAAUCUCCUGGCUGCCGCAUCAUGUCAUCCACCUGUGGGUCGAGUUUGGGGUCUUCCCACUGACUCCCGCCUCCUUCAUCUUCCGCGUCACAGCGCACUGCCUGGCCUACAGCAACUCCUCCGUGAACCCUAUCAUCUACGCCUUCCUCUCUGAGAACUUCAGGAAGGCCUACAAGCAGGUGUUCAAGUGCCAUGUGUGUGGCAAGUCCUCCCUCAGCAAUGCCAAAGAAAACAGAAGUCGAUUGGACACCCCGCCAUCCACCAACUGCACGCAUGUGUGA